CAAGCUGAGAAGAAUCUGGAAGAGCACGGUAGAAAACGUCAGAAAUUGGAUGUUUUGGUGGCAGAUUCGAAGCUGUCUGAGUGCGGGAAAGCAGUUGAGAAUUGCGUGAUUAGUGAAGGUCGUUUGGUGGAGAACGGUGAAUCAGAGACGACGUCUGCGAAACAGUGUGCAUCUCCGACUUCAAAUGUGACAAACGAGCCUGAGGUGGCUCAGAAAUGCCCUAAGUUAGGCAUGACUUCUGUGCGUGGAAGGAGGAGAGAUAUGGAAGACGCUGUGGCCAUUCACCCCUUGCUUUGCCGCCGGAGUAGUCAGAAUCCGGCGGAUUUGCACUUUUUCGGCGUUUACGACGGCCACGGUUGCUCACAUGUGGCGAUGAAGUGCAAAGAUCGAUUGCACGAGAUAGUGAGAGACGAACUCGAAAGCCACGAAGAAGAUUCGUGGAAGAAAAUGAUGGAGCGAAGUUUCUCUUCUUGCAGAGUUACGGCUGUGGAGAGUGGAAGGUAUGUGUAGAAAAUUCCAGCGGGC
Camellia sinensis is the source of this 525-nucleotide messenger RNA. The record is from RefSeq and is a predicted model, not a curated record. NCBI's taxonomy places the organism in Eukaryota, Viridiplantae, Streptophyta, Magnoliopsida, Ericales, Theaceae.